AUGGCCUGUCAGAGUCAUCUUGUGUUCCUCCUAUUGGUUCUGCUUGCAGUAAGCACACACCUCUCAAAUGCUCAGCACUGGUCCCAUGGCUGGUAUCCAGGAGGAAAAAGAGAGCUGGAUAUGCCCUCAUCACAAGAGAUUUCAGAAGAAAUAAAGUUGUGUGAAGGAGACGAAUGCGCCUACCUGAGGAAUCCUAGGAAAAAUCUUCUAAAGAACAUCUUGGCUGAUCUGUUGGCGCGGCAGCUGCAGAAAAAGUGA
Bombina bombina (fire-bellied toad) is the source of this 258-nucleotide messenger RNA. Its product is annotated as progonadoliberin-2. The coding region runs from base 1 to 258 and encodes 85 amino acids. Gene Ontology annotation, cellular component: extracellular region. The transcript has 3 exons. Gene Ontology annotation, molecular function: hormone activity. Gene Ontology annotation, biological process: multicellular organism development. The record is from RefSeq and is a predicted model, not a curated record. Lineage: Eukaryota; Metazoa; Chordata; Amphibia; Anura; Bombinatoridae.